AUGUUUUCUUUUUUUUUUCAAUGGAAGGUGCAUGUUGCUUCUGAAUAUCAGCAGAUGAGGCUUGGCAAAGUCAUCCCAAUCUACAAUCGCGAGUGGGUGGAGGCGAAAGCUUCGCGCUUGGAGUUCCUGGAGAAUUUGGAAAGCGCCCAAGCCUUCCUGGAGGCUGAAGAGGCCAUGAUCCGUGAAGCCGUGAUGACUGGACACGGAGGGGAUUUGCCUUCGUUGGAUUACGGCCUCGGCCUAUGCCGCCCCGCCGUGGGCUAUGCUGAAGCGGCCACGCGGCGUCUUUGGCUGGAGGAGCGUGACCCGGCGAUGGCCAAAGCAGUGAUCGCAGCACUGGAGGGUCGACCCUGUCGUGUCCUCUUCGGCGACGCGAUCAACGAGCCGAAGCAGCGGGCCGUGCUGCAGGUGGGCUGCUGCCAUGUAGAGGGCAUUGUAGCUGCCCUCCAGCGUGAAGGCUAUGAGGCGCUCGCGGAGCCUUCGGGUGGUUGGCCCUCUCUGCAGCCUCUCAAGUCCAAGGCCAGUGCCGCUGCGGCUGCCGCGAGGAGCAGCCCCGACGGAGCGCUCCCCGGUCGCCGCGCAGCACGACGCACAGCACGCGGACGCGGCGGCUUCGCGUGA
Messenger RNA from Durusdinium trenchii, 621 nucleotides. The record is from the annotation of a GenBank genome assembly. Lineage: Eukaryota; Dinophyceae; Suessiales; Symbiodiniaceae.